AUGGGACUAGAGAUCAACUAUACCAUGACCAAGUGCAUGGUGGUAUCCAAGAAGAGCAGUCCAAAAUGUAACUUGAAACUGAAUGAACAGAUUAUUAUACAAGUCUCCUCAUUUAACUACCUCAGCAGCAUGAUCACCGAGGAUGCCAGAUACUGUUCCUCGGAUCCUUGUCUAGAGAAUGCUCCUUGUGUCAAUGCUACUUUGGGAUACUACUGUCAAUGUCCAGUUGUUCCUGUUUCAACAUCAGCUGAAACUGUUUACUCUGGACAGAACUGUGAUGAAUCCUAUAUUGGGAGCGCUGGAUGCAAUAUGAAUUACUACGACAGUGAAGGGAAUAUCACGAGUCCCGGUUACCCUAAUGAUUACCCGAAUCGUCAGGAUUGCUACUCUCAUCUGAAAAUCGAAGAUGCAACGCAAAUCACGCUCAUCCUAGAGGAAUUCAUUUUAGAACAACCGCAGGACACCCUUCUUUUUGGAAAAGGUCCCAAAAUCUAUGAAAUCGAUCCCAUGCAACCGGACAUUUAUGAACUUAGUGGAGACCUCACAAGCUUACCUCUGAGCGAAAGGAUAUAUGUAUUUAACGACACAAACCAAAUCUUCUUCUACUUCUACUCGGACAAAAACGUAGUCUAUCCGGGUUAUCGCAUUUCCUAUACGGCUGAUAUUGAUUCCUGUGUGUCGGGACCGUGUCUUAAUAGCGCAACGUGUGUGGAUGAAUCCUAUAACUACUCAUGUAUGUGUGCGCCUGGGUAUACCGGUCGAAACUGUCGAGACGGUAAGUAGAUUAAAACAGUUAUUCGCAUCUGCCUGAGAAAUGUAUACCUAAAAUUAUAUUUAUGAUGGCUACAUG
Strongylocentrotus purpuratus (purple sea urchin) is the source of this 850-nucleotide messenger RNA. RefSeq names its product fibropellin-1-like. Gene Ontology annotation, molecular function: calcium ion binding. Lineage: Eukaryota; Metazoa; Echinodermata; Echinoidea; Camarodonta; Strongylocentrotidae. The coding region runs from base 1 to 783 and encodes 260 amino acids. The transcript is spliced from 4 exons. Gene Ontology annotation, cellular component: protein-containing complex; plasma membrane. The record is from RefSeq and is a predicted model, not a curated record. Gene Ontology annotation, biological process: establishment or maintenance of epithelial cell apical/basal polarity; heterophilic cell-cell adhesion.